CGCGUCGCGACUCCCGCCGCGCGCGCCGUCGCUUGACAUCGCGAUCAUCGCCCGCCAUGAAUCGCGUCUUCCCCGAAGCGCUCGCGCCGCUGAAGAGCGCGGACAAGGAGAUGUACGAUCUGAUUCAACUCGAAAAGCGCCGGCAAAUCGGUGGCAUCGAGCUCAUCGCGAGCGAGAAUUUCACGUCCGCGCCGGUGAUGGAAGCGCUGGGAAGCGCGUUGACGAAUAAAUACUCGGAAGGGUUGCCGGGGGCGAGGUAUUACGGUGGGAACGAGGUGAUCGAUCGAGUGGAGACGCUGUGCCAGAGGCGAGCGUUGGCGGCGUAUCGCCUGGACGAGAAGGAAUGGGGGGUGAACGUGCAGCCGUACAGUGGAUCGCCGGCGAAUAUGGCGGUGUACACGGCGUUGUUGAACCCGCACGAUCGAAUCAUGGGAUUGGAUCUGCCGAGCGGUGGACACCUGACGCACGGAUAUUACAACUCAAACGGGAAGAAGAUUUCGGCGACGUCAAUUUUCUUUGAAUCUUUGCCGUACAAGGUGGACCCGAAGACUGGGUACAUCGAUUACGAUAAGCUCGAAGAAAAGGCGAUGGAUUUCCGACCGAAGAUGAUCGUUUGCGGUGGUUCGGCGUACGCGAGAGAUUGGGAUUACGCACGUUUCCGGGAAAUUGCCGACAAGUGCGGGGCGAUGUUGAUGAUGGAUAUGGCGCACAUCUCCGGUUUGGUUGCCGCGGAAGAACAAGCACAACCGUUCGAAUACUGUGACAUCGUGACGACGACGACGCACAAGUCUCUUCGCGGUCCGCGUUCGGGGAUGAUUUUCUUCCGCCGCGGCGUCAACGCGAAGACGGGCAAGGAUUACAACUACGAAUCGCGCAUCAACAUGGCCGUCUUUCCAGCGCUGCAAGGCGGUCCGCACAACCACCAAAUCGGCGCGUUGGCGGUCGCGCUCAAGUAUGCGCAAACCCCUGAGUUCAAGACGUACAUCAAGCAAGUUAAGGCGAACGCCAGAGCGUUGGGCGAAACGUUGGUGUCCAAGGGCUACAACCUCGUCACUGGCGGUACGGAUAACCACUUGGUGCUUUGGGAUUUGCGCCCGCUCGGUUUGACUGGGAGCAAGAUGGAAUACCUGUGCGAUCUUUUGCACAUUACUUUGAACAAGAAUGCGGUGUUCGGCGACGCAAGUGCGCUUUCUCCGGGUGGCGUGCGCAUCGGCGCCCCUGCGAUGACGUCUCGCGGUCUCGUGGAGUCGGACUUUGUGCAAAUCGCCGAAUUCCUCUCCCGCGCCGCCGAUUUGUGCUUAGAAGUGCAAAAGAGCCAUGGAAAGAUGCUCAAAGACUGGAAGAAAGGUCUCGAUAACAACCCCAAGGUGGCCGCCAUGCGCGACGAAGUCGAGGCGUUCGCCUCCGCCUUCGAAAUGCCGGCUUUUACGAAGGAGUCGAUCGACAUUUAAUACGCGAA
Ostreococcus lucimarinus CCE9901 is the source of this 1459-nucleotide messenger RNA. RefSeq lists its product with no specific name. The record is from RefSeq and is a predicted model, not a curated record. Gene Ontology annotation, cellular component: cytoplasm. Gene Ontology annotation, biological process: tetrahydrofolate interconversion; folic acid metabolic process; L-serine catabolic process. Gene Ontology annotation, molecular function: pyridoxal phosphate binding; glycine hydroxymethyltransferase activity; serine binding. Bases 57 to 1451 code for a protein of 464 amino acids. The transcript has a single exon. NCBI's taxonomy places the organism in Eukaryota, Viridiplantae, Chlorophyta, Mamiellophyceae, Mamiellales, Bathycoccaceae.